AUGGAUUUACCCAUUUGUGCUGUAUGCAAAUUCGCGGUCGUUGGUCCUUGUACACUUGGGAAUGAAUGCAUUAUGGCACCAUAUUUUCCAUCGACAGAGCCUGAUAAAUUUGAUCGUGUUAAUAAAGUUUUUGGAAUCUUAAAUGUCUACAAGAUUCUCCGCAAUCUUGAAGAACCUUGGCAACGUGAAUAUGCUGCGAACGCUCUCUGCUACGAGGCAGAGGCUCGCAUACAAGACCCCAUAUGUGGUUAUGUUGGUGUGCAAUUGGUUCUCGAAAAUAAGCUCAAUAAUUUAAAGAGGGAUAUAGACUCAGCAUUAAAUGAACUGAUGAUCACCAAGGAUAAGAAGAAUCAACGUACGCGACUCCCAGAUGUGGAUGCACAAAGGAACGUGGAUGAAAUCGUUGGGAUGAGAGAAAAUGAUCAGGGUGAUGUUCAUAGAGCUGAUGGCGCAUCAACAUCUUCCGGACCUCCACACCAAAACCAACCAUAG
This is a messenger RNA of Raphanus sativus (radish), 492 nucleotides long. RefSeq names its product LOB domain-containing protein 35-like. The record is from RefSeq and is a predicted model, not a curated record. The coding region runs from base 1 to 492 and encodes 163 amino acids. NCBI's taxonomy places the organism in Eukaryota, Viridiplantae, Streptophyta, Magnoliopsida, Brassicales, Brassicaceae. The transcript is spliced from 2 exons.